CACUUGCCUAAAUUUCAAAAUGAACCGAGGAUACGCGUAAAGCUGUUUCAGACACUUCUCUCUCUCCGCAAGCACCAGUUCGAUUUCCCGAACUAGGGUUUUGGGAUCUGGAAAAUUUCCCCUAAUUUUCUCUCUUCCCAAACAAUGGGAGUAACCAUCGUGACCGACGUAUGGGAACCGAAUCGGGCGCUAUAUGUAUUCAUAUUAGUAUCCUGCUCCCUCUCAAUCUUCUGUCUACCUCAGCUCUCGUCGAAUUCCAACAGAACUCUCGCUCGCACUCCGUUCGAUCACUCUCUUCCCUCUUCUCUCUUUCGUUUCCAGAGAAGUUUUCUUCUCCUCUAUUCUCUCUCUUCAGGUCUGCAUUUGAUGGAAGGGCUGUGGUCAGUGUUUGGAGAGUAUGAGUUGUCAUAUUAUGGUGUUGGUAGGGAGCAAAUGGUGUUGUCUCUGUGUGUUGGUUAUGCAGCUGCUCUCUUCCUUGGUACUUUCUUAGGCAUGCUUUCUGAUUUAAUAGGUCAAAAGAAAGUUUGUUUGAUAUUUUGCAUGCUGCACCUCUUUGUUGGAGUGUGGAAGAGAAUUAUUGCAUAUCCAAGUGUCUGGUUAGCAAGUAUCUGUCUCUCACUUGCCAGUUCAAUUUUUUCAUUCAGUUUUGAGACAUGGAUGGUGGUUGAGCAUGACAAGCUAGUGUACAGGCAAGACACAUUGAAUGACUUGUUUUGGUUAAUGACAUUCACUGAAUCUGCAUCUUUCAUCAGUAGCCAAGUGAUAGCAAAUUCGUUGGUUGGUAGUUAUGUGGACAAAACUAUGCUGUCUGCUUCUACUGCAGCAGUGUUUCUGGCAAUUCUCUCCAUCAUUUUUAUCACUCGAGGACGGAAAAAAGAUCUGCGAACAGCAUCACUCAAGGAUUAUAGGAUAUCUUUCAAUGCACACAUCUUUGGUGAUAAACGGGUAUGGCUUUUGGCUUGGGCACAAGCUUGUGUUCAGUUCUCCAUUGCUGUCUUCUGGAUUCUGUGGGCUCCCACUAUAGUGGCUGAUGGGCAAGAAGUGCAUCUAGGGUUGAUAUAUCCUUGUUUGCUGGGUGCUAGGAUGCUAGGAAGCACAGCAUUUCCAUGGUUUUUCAGUGGAAUGUUAUCUAUUCAACCUGAGGAUUGCCUGGUGUACGGGUUCAUUGUAAUGGGUUUUGUUUUGUCCAUAGUGGCUUAUGAUUAUCAGGAAAUUGGAGUUCUUGUGGCACUAUUCUGCUUAUUUCAUGCUUGUGUUGGCCUGAUUUUACCUUCACUUGCCAGAUUGAGGACCAUGUAUAUACCAAACAAUUUGCGUGGAGGGAUGAUAAGCCUUUCUCAUUCCCCUGCAAAUGCAGCAAUUCUGUUUUUCCUAUUGCAAAGAGGCUACUACCAAAACAUUGAGAAUUCAACAAUCAUGGCAUUUGCUGCUCUUGGCCUAUUCUCCGCGGCAGGUUGCAUGUAUCUUUUGAAGCGCUGGGGGAAGCAAUGCCACCAAAACUGCCACAAAUUGUGAUUCCAUAUCCUUGUUUCCAAGAUCAAUGGCCAGUGCAGGCGGAUCUAGGUUUUACCAAAUUGGUAAGAGAAGAGAUUGAAGAAAAGGUCAGAAAUGAAGAAAUUCCAACCCUUGCAAAGCCAUCCAAGAGAUCUGCCGAUUAAUUGAAGAAAAAACAAUGAGAACAGAGUUGAUAUUGUAUAUCUCCACUGGAUUCUACAGAAUUCUCAAGUCGAAAGUUGAAGAGUGGAUAAAUACAUGACACUGAUCUCAACUGCUGAUUCUGUUUCUGCGGGGCUCACAUUUGUUUCCUUGCUGCACCACACGAUUAACUGAAGCUUAAACUAACAAGGAUAAAAGGUUUACAUGGUGUGAUUAUCGAGCUUUUAAUUUUGUGGAUGAACACGUAUUGCUGUUCAAGUCUAUAAAUGUCUCAGCUGAGAAGACGUUGCAUGAGAUCCACCAAUUGAGAUAUACUAACCAAGGUGUAUUUUUAUUUUUAUUUAUUUUUAAUUUUUUGUGGACAUUGAAAAUUUUAUGAUACAUGUUUCUUUGCUUGAACUUGUAAUAAUGCUACAAGGAAAUCUAGGAUGUGGCCUUGUGGAUGAAGAGAGAUUUUAGUUGGUUUGUUCAUUCAUUCA
Camellia sinensis is the source of this 2135-nucleotide messenger RNA. RefSeq lists its product as uncharacterized. Gene Ontology annotation, biological process: molybdate ion transport. Lineage: Eukaryota; Viridiplantae; Streptophyta; Magnoliopsida; Ericales; Theaceae. Gene Ontology annotation, molecular function: molybdate ion transmembrane transporter activity. The record is from RefSeq and is a predicted model, not a curated record. Gene Ontology annotation, cellular component: membrane.